GAUAUGGAAUGGUGGGGGAAUUCCUCUUGGUUCUUUCUUACCUCACAGUCCGUCACAUUCUUGCGUUUGCUUCCGGUGCCUCCCUGCGACUGUACAUUUUUUCUUGCAGAAAUUGCCCCAUCCUAAAGAGGGAAUUUCUGGUUGUUCUUCCUUAGUUCGUUUUUCUAGGGCUUUGGAAUGUGCGGACUGGGGGACUAUUAAGCUGAGGUGGCCGCCAAUGAUUAUAACAAAGCAGUAUCGUUGCAUACACUCAACAAGCUGUCAAUGCACAAAAGGGCAUCUAAGCGAAGAUGUAAUAUUUCUAGUAUUUCAACAAUUGAACUGGAACCCUAAGUUAAUUGCUACUCUGUCCUGUGUAUGCAAGUGGUUUGAUGACCUUGCGAAGAGAGUACUAUGGAAGGAGUUUUGCCGAACUAGAGCACCAAAGAUGAUGAUUGAUCUGCAAUCAAGUGGCAGUCACAAUGUAGAUGGGAACUGGAGAGCACUUGGGAAGCUACUGAUUUACUGCUCAGGAUGUAAAAAGGGUGGCCUGUUCAAUAACAUCCAAAUCCCAGGCCACUUUGUACAUAGGACUCGGUUCUCUAGGACAUCAGGGAAGAGUUUUCUUUUGCCACAAUGCAGAUCAGAUGUUUUGUACGUGUCUGACCCUUGUGAACAUCUUGAUCAAGGGGAAGAUGGGGACGUGGGAUUUUUCCGUGGAGUUUUCAAGUCAUUCUCAAUGUCAAAGGUGCGGAAGAUGCUAAUUAAAAGAGGGGCCCAGCUUCAUCCAACAGAGGUUUGCCCAUAUUGUAAGGCAAAGUUAUGGAGCAUGCUGCAAGCUAAGAUGAUACCACAAAGUGCCAGCUGCAGGUUGGUUGCUUAUGAGGAUUGCAUUGAGUAUUAUGUGUGUCUCAAUGGACAUGUGGUUGGAAUCUGCACCCUUUUACCUUUGUCUGAUUCAGAAGAGGCAUCUGAGUUGGAGUGAUAAUUGGAAUGAAGCUCAGGUUUGUAACCAUUGGAACGUAAAUCUGGGUAGGUCAAACAUGUGAUAAGCUGAUAUUGAACUUAACAGCUGGAAGCUGGAACCAACCGCUACAAUUUCAUGCAAUCUUGAGAGUCUGCUGCUUCUCGGUCUUGCCAUGGCCGACCAUUUCCCGGGAAAAGGCAAAAAGCAGCUGCGAACCAUUUCUUUUUUAAUCAACCUUUACGUAAUAUGUUAAUGUGAACCAUAUACACUGUACAUUUAUGGAUGAUGCAUAUAUGUAUUUGGAUGGCA
Molecule: messenger RNA, 1255 nt
Organism: Juglans microcarpa x Juglans regia
Lineage: Eukaryota; Viridiplantae; Streptophyta; Magnoliopsida; Fagales; Juglandaceae
Product: EID1-like F-box protein 2
Exons: 4
Coding region: 218-964 (248 amino acids)
Molecular function (GO): protein binding
Source: RefSeq, a predicted model, not a curated record